GUACAAUUCGCAGCCAUGAGCAUGCUCAGGCUUCAGAAGCGUUUGGCGUCCAGCGUCUUGCGCUGUGGCAAGAAGAAGGUAUGGUUGGACCCCAAUGAAACGAAUGAGAUCGCCAAUGCAAACUCCCGCCAGCAGAUCCGCAAGCUGGUGAAGGAUGGGCUGAUCAUCAGGAAGCCUGUGACUGUGCAUUCCCGGGCCCGUUGCCGCAAGAACACCCUGGCCCGCCGCAAGGGCCGCCAUACAGGCAUCGGUAAGAGGAAGGGUACGGCGAAUGCCCGCAUGCCGGAGAAGCUGUCAUGGAUGCGCCGCAUGCGGAUCCUGCGUCGUCUGCUGCGGCGGUACAGGGAGUCGAAGAAAAUUGACCGGCACAUGUACCACAGCCUCUACUUGAAGGUGAAGGGCAAUGUCUUCAAGAACAAGCGCAUCUUAAUGGAGCACAUUCACAAGCUGAAGGCAGACAAGGCUCGCAAGAAGCUCCUGUCUGACCAGGCUGAGGCUCGCCGUUCGAAGACCAAGGAGGCCCGCAAGCGCAGAGAGGAGCGCAUAGCAGCCAAGAAGGAAGAAAUCAUCAAGACCAUGUCGAAGGAGGAGGAGACAACCAAAAAAUGAUUAGACCUUUCACCUGAAACCCAUUUUCAAUGUUAAUAAAAAAAUUGAUC
Messenger RNA from Esox lucius (northern pike), 659 nucleotides. RefSeq names its product 60S ribosomal protein L19. Lineage: Eukaryota; Metazoa; Chordata; Actinopteri; Esociformes; Esocidae. Gene Ontology annotation, cellular component: cytosolic large ribosomal subunit; ribosome. The record is from RefSeq and is marked provisional. Gene Ontology annotation, molecular function: RNA binding; structural constituent of ribosome. Gene Ontology annotation, biological process: translation.